AUGUCGAAUCGAGUGCACGUCGCGGGUGACGCGAAGGCGAAGGUGGGGGCAGUUGGAAAGGGGAUGACGACGAAUGACCGCGCCGCGCGGGAAAUCCUCCGGCGCAUGUUAUCCGUCGAGCAUAAGAUGGGGCUCCAAGCGUUCUGGAUGAAGUUUCUUUUGCUGCCCGACCAGAAUGCCCGCGUCACGCGGCUGGCGUACACGCUGGAGCUUUAUGCCGUGCUCUCGGGUCUCGUACUGUUCUUCGUGGCAGACAUCGUUGAUGUCGACGCCGACGGCGUUCUCGGGAAAAUAAGCACAAUCUUCGCCGUCUUCAGCGUCUUGAACUUGAUGUGCGUCAUCGCAUGUUGCCUUCAUCUGGGCUUCGCGGUAGUUGCCACGACCGGUCCGGCCGGUGUCGUGCUCCUGCUUCAACCGCUCGGGCAAGAAUUCGUACAGAUUGUGAUCGGGAUAGUAAGCGGACUGAUUGCGUUUGCACUUAAGCUGGCGGACCGGACCGAUGGGAAGUUCUGUAUUGCUCAAUGA
Messenger RNA from Micromonas commoda, 525 nucleotides. RefSeq lists its product with no specific name. The record is from RefSeq and is a predicted model, not a curated record. The transcript has a single exon. Lineage: Eukaryota; Viridiplantae; Chlorophyta; Mamiellophyceae; Mamiellales; Mamiellaceae. Bases 1 to 525 code for a protein of 174 amino acids.